CAUAUUGAAAUGCUCCUUCCUCACUGCCUGUGAGACUGUAGCUUAGCAGCAGCAGCUAGCCACCACUCUGCCUUUUACAUCCCAAGCCUGACAAGAGGGCAACGACGUGAUGGAAAUUGACUCGCUUGAAGAGGCGCUCAGAGAUUUUGAUAAGAAAACAAAAAAGGAGCCAUCCCCCCUUUUGGAACAGUUUCUCUGCCAUGUUGCCAAGACUGGACAGACCAUGGUUCCAUGGUCUGAAUUCAAGAACUACUUUCUGUUUAAAUUGGAAAAAGUGAUGGACGACUUCAGAGCCUCAGCACCUGAGCAGAGGGCUUCUGCGAACCCCAACGUGGAGUCGAUUCCAUUUGAGGACAUGAAGGAGAGAAUCUUGAAGAUCGUCAAUGGAUACAAUGGAAUCCCUUUCACGAUCCAGCGGCUGUGCGAGCUGCUCACAGAGCCCAAAAGAAACUACACUGGAACGGACAAGUUUCUCCGAGGGGUGGAGAAGAACGUAAUGGUGGUCAGCUGUGUCCACCCCACUUCAGAGAAAAACGGCUGCAGCACCCUCAACCGGAUGAAUGGAGUGAUGCUUCCAGGGAACGCAUCCGCUUUCACAGAGAGGAAAGUAAACGGACCGGGAACCCCUCGACCGUUGAACAGACCAAAGGUGUCUCUGGCCAACUCGCUAGCAGCCAACGGUCUGCCAGACAGCACAGACAACACAGACCUCAGCACGGAGCAGGACGACAACAAAGACGCCACCAGCAACGUCUCGCCUUCAGAAGGCUCCCCGGGGAGCGCCGUGAAGAACAAACACUCAGACGAGGAGGAGGAGGAGGACAUGGAGGCUGAACACCAAGAGGUAAAGAGACUAAAGUUCUGCGAGGAAGAGGAGGACGAAGAGGAGGAGGAGCAGGAAGCGGAGGCGCUGAGGUCCUCAGACAGCAGCCACCACUCUAAAGAAGCUGAGGCCAUGGUACAAGAGGAGGAAGAGGAGGAGAAGGAGAGCGAAGCCUCCAGCACUGCUGCUGCCCCUGAGGAACAAGAACCAACCAGCAGCACGCAGGCGGAGACCUGUGAAGGCUCAAACCAGGAGGAGGGAGAGCAGGCCGAGAGGGAGGUACCGUGUGGUUCCGAGGAGGAGGGCAGCGACAUGGACCAGACGGACCAGCAGGCCCCCGCCAGCGUCCAGGAGAGCCCGGAGACCAGCAGGGACGGAGAGGAGGGCAGCAGCGACCCGGUCAGCAGCAGCAGUAGCAGCAACAGCAGCAGCUGUAGUACAGAGGAGGGGGCCGAGGCGGCCAGAGAAGACGUGGCUGUGGCCCCCUCCAGCAGUACGACUGAGCCUCCUACAGAGGGCGCCAGCUCAAACACUGAGGCCAGCGAGGAGCCCAUGGAGCAGGACUAGACUGAAGGCGGCCCCCUGCAGCCAUGUGUGACCGUAAACCAGCUCGUCCUUGAUUCCAGGCUCACUGUGACUGGGAGCUGGGAUCAAAGGCACCUCAAACACACGAUGAACACCUCGUCCCGCCUCUGGACACUCCUCCAAAAAUGGCUACCUGGCACUGAUGUGGGCUACAGAAAAUCUACCUUUAGUUUAAUUUUCCUCUUUACUGGAAUAUUUCACAGUUUUCUGUCGUUACCAGGCUGGGUUCAGCAGCCUUGAAUACGUUGGCUGGAUUUAAAAAAAUGUUCUUUUGUUUUUUUAUCAUUAAUUAUUAUUAUGUUCAGUGGGGUUGUUUUGAAUACUGUGGCGGUGUGGCUCAUUUUCUGGCCCACUUCCUCCGAUCUGCAGGCCGUUUGAUGCAACAGGAAGUCGAAACGGAGCCAUCCCACAGACGUUAUUAUUUAGGAGACUUUUCAAUUGAAAUAAAACCACUUUCGUUUGUUUUUUUUUGUUUUUAAAAGUGUCGGAGUCGUUAAUCCGCCUCGGUCCAUCAGCCAAUUCAUUCUUUUUUCCAAUUGACUUUGUGGUUCCUGUUAGCUGGGAAGCGUUUCUUUUUUCUUCCUCUCAUUUGAAGUAUCUUUCCACAGUGAUACACUACCAGUCCCACUGAACUAUAAAGACAUGCUACCUUGUAGAAGCGUCCUCUGUGAACUGAUGUUUUCUUGGAUGCCUAAAACCAUAAUUUAUGAUUAUUUCAGUUCCAACGACUUCUUCUGGAGUUGGUUUUUGGUUUUCGUCUGCCAGUUGUAGUUCCCAAAAAACCAGCUGUAAGUACAAAGACGGCGCGCUUUCUUUGUAUCGUGAUGUCACCGCGUUGUUUCACCGACCGACUGACCGACUCGAUCUCCAGUUUCUGGUUCCAGUUCUACACCUGUUUUCUGCAGCUGUACUUUUUUGAUAUUUAGAAUUUUAAAUUUCUGUAAAGUAGAUUUUUUUUGUAGAUUGUAAUACAGUAUGUGUUCACUGCCUUUGUGAAUCCAUAUAUAAUUGUAUAAUUUCUGUGUAUACUCUGAAUGCUUUUGCUUUCAGUGCGGUAUUCAGAAACAGCAAUAAAUGUUAACAUUUUUA
Messenger RNA from Fundulus heteroclitus (mummichog), 2497 nucleotides. It is a transcript of the gene ppp4r2b, whose product is annotated as protein phosphatase 4, regulatory subunit 2b. Bases 110 to 1390 code for a protein of 426 amino acids. Gene Ontology annotation, cellular component: nucleus; cytoplasm; protein phosphatase 4 complex. Gene Ontology annotation, molecular function: protein phosphatase regulator activity. Lineage: Eukaryota; Metazoa; Chordata; Actinopteri; Cyprinodontiformes; Fundulidae. The transcript is spliced from 9 exons. Gene Ontology annotation, biological process: protein dephosphorylation. The record is from RefSeq and is a predicted model, not a curated record.